Mucor mucedo is the source of this 812-nucleotide messenger RNA. RefSeq lists its product as uncharacterized. The record is from RefSeq and is a predicted model, not a curated record. The transcript is spliced from 3 exons. Gene Ontology annotation, cellular component: cytosol; eukaryotic translation elongation factor 1 complex. Gene Ontology annotation, biological process: translational elongation. Lineage: Eukaryota; Fungi; Mucoromycota; Mucoromycetes; Mucorales; Mucoraceae. Bases 64 to 702 code for a protein of 212 amino acids. Gene Ontology annotation, molecular function: guanyl-nucleotide exchange factor activity; translation elongation factor activity.
AGUUAAAAUCUUUUUCUAGCUUUUUUUUUUCUCUUUUUGCAAAAAACUUUUUUAUUUUCAAAAAUGUCUUUCACUCUCGAAGCUCCUUUGGCCUACAAGAUCCUCGAUAGCUAUUUCGAGAACGUUUCCUACGUUAAGGGUGCUGAAGCAUCCGAGGCUGAUAAGUCUGUCUUUGCCGCUUUGAGCGAAGGUCCCUCUGCUGAGGCCUAUCCUCACUUGGCCAGAUGGUACGCUCACAUUGCCGCUGUCCAAGGUUUGAUCACCAAGGAUGCUGCUGCUGCUCCUGCUGCUGCCCCCGCUGCCGCUGCUGAGGAAGACGAUGAUCUCGAUCUCUUCGGUUCCGACGAUGAGGAAGUUGAUGAGGAAGCUGAGAAGCUCAAGGCUCAACGUGUUGCUGAAUACAACGCCAAGAAGGCCGGUAAGCCCAAGCCUACUGCCAAGACCACCGUUACUCUUGAGGUUAAGCCUUGGGAUGAUGAGACUGACAUGGAGGAAUUGACCAAGGCUGUCAAGUCCAUCGAGAUGGACGGUCUCCUCUGGGGUGGUUCUCAACUCGUUGCCAUUGGUUACGGUAUCAAGAAGCUCCAAAUCAACUGUGUUGUUGAAGAUGAUAAGGUUCUUUUGGACGAUUUGUCUGACAAGAUUUUGGAAUUCGAGGAUUUCGUUCAAUCUGUCGAUGUUGCUGCUAUGCAAAAGAUCUAAGCUUUUCUUUAUAUAAAAAUACUGUAAUAAACAAAAUAAAGCAAAGAAAUGUAUAAAAAAAAAAAAAAAAGCACAAGUUUUUUUUUUCUUCUGUUAUUUUGAAAUUCUUC